Molecule: messenger RNA, 3646 nt
Organism: Nothoprocta perdicaria
Lineage: Eukaryota; Metazoa; Chordata; Aves; Tinamiformes; Tinamidae
Product: endoplasmic reticulum aminopeptidase 2-like
Exons: 20
Coding region: 269-3073 (934 amino acids)
Biological process (GO): proteolysis; peptide catabolic process
Cellular component (GO): cytoplasm
Molecular function (GO): peptide binding; metalloaminopeptidase activity; zinc ion binding
Source: RefSeq, a predicted model, not a curated record
GCGGGCCGCGCCGCGCCCCUUCCGCCAUCGCGCCGGCCGGCACGGAUGCUGUUGUAACAGGUAUAACGUUUGAAUAGUUUUUGAAUGUGGUGUGCUUGGAGUACGUAAUUGGGAAGGAUAAUUUAUCCAAGGCACUCUGCUGAAGUUUUCAUUUGCAGAAGAUAUUUCAUGACAUUUUUAUUAGCCAAAACGAAAUGCUGAACAAGCACCAGUGCCAAAAAAGCAAAAUAAUCACCAAAAAAAAACCCCAUUUUGUUGACUGAUAGCAAUGUUGUCACUACUGUAUCUUUUGAGUUUGGUUGGAAUUAAUUAUUCUCUUAAUGGAGAAAAGAAUGUAACUUUCCCUGAAUCAACAAAUGGGCAGCCUUUUCCUUGGAACCAGCUAAGGCUUCCAGGCUCAACAAUUCCAGUCCACUAUGAUCUUCUCAUCCACCCCAACCUGACUUCAUCAGUAUUCACAGGCACUGUGAAGAUUGAAAUCAGUGUAACGCAGGAAAGCAGAGCUGUAGUCUUGCACAGUAAACAGUUGGAAAUCACUAAAGCAUUCAUUGAACAGGAAAAUGGAAAGGGACAAGCAGAUGUUAAACAGCUACAAGUUUUAGAAUAUCCUCCACAUGAGCAAGUUGCCUUUCUGACCACUGAACCUCUUCAGGUGGAUAAGAAUUAUUUCCUUUCAAUUAACUAUAUUGCCAAUCUUUCCGAUGGCUUCUAUGGGUUCUAUAAAAGCACCUACAAAACCAGGAAUGGUCAAACAAGAUUGCUGGCUUCUACUCAUUUUGAACCAACUUCGGCCCGCAUGGCAUUCCCAUGUUUUGAUGAACCAUCCUUUAAAGCCAGUUAUACAAUAAGGAUUCGGAGAGAAGAGCAACAUGUGGCAAUAUCUAAUAUGCCAAAGUUAAAGACUUUGAAACUAGGCAGCAAUCUGUUCGAAGAUCAUUUUGCAGAGACUGUUAAAAUGAGUACCUAUUUGGUGGCAUUUAUAAUUAGUGAUUUCCAGUCAAUCAGUGGCACAACUUCAUCAGGAAUUGUGGUGUCUGUAUAUGCUAAUCCAGAGAAGCUGACCCAAGCCCACUAUGCACUGGAAGUUGCUAUCAAGAUACUAGAAUUUUAUGAGCAGUAUUUUGGUAUCUCUUACCCACUUCCAAAACAAGAUCUUGUUGCUGUCCCUGACUUCCAGUCAGGAGCUAUGGAAAACUGGGGCCUGACUACAUACAGAGAGACUUCUCUGCUUUAUGAUCCUGAAACAUCUUCGGCUUCUGACAAACUUUGGGUGACUCUGGUGGUAGCACAUGAACUGGCCCAUCAGUGGUUUGGUAAUCUAGUCACCAUGGAAUGGUGGAAUGACAUCUGGCUGAACGAGGGGUUUGCAAGAUACAUGGAAUUCAUAUCUGUUGAUGCUACAUAUCCUGAGUUGCAAGUGAAUGAUUAUUUAUUAGAUACCUGCUUUGCAGCAAUGGGAAGGGAUGCUGUGAACUCAUCACAUCCAAUAUCUUCAAGAGCAGAAAACCCAACUCAGAUUAAAGAAAUGUUUGAUACUAUUUCUUAUAACAAGGGGGCUUGUAUUCUGCAUAUGCUGAGGGACUUUCUGACUGAGGAGGUAUUUCGGAAUGGGAUAAAUCAUUACUUAAAGAAGUACAGCUAUAAAAAUGCAAAGAGCAAGGACCUUUGGGACAGCUUGGCUAAUACUUGUUCUGAAGAGGAUUUUACUUCUGGUAAAUACUGUUAUAGAAAAAGUGAGUCUGCUCAACAUGUGUAUGACUAUUACCUCAGUGAACACUUUGAUGUUGCCGAGAUAAUGGAUACCUGGACUGUUCAGCAAGGACUUCCAUUGAUUAUUGUUGAACAAAACUGGAAGAGAAUCAAAAUAAAACAGGAACGCUUUUUGAAGGGCAUUUUCCCAGAAGAUCCUCAGUGGUCCUCAAUGCAAGCUGGGUUCCUGUGGUAUGUUCCUUUGACAUACAUCACAAGCCAUUCCAAAAAUACUGGAAGACACUUAAUGAAGAAUCAUUCAGAUAUGAUAAAAUUGGAGGAAGACGUCAGCUGGGUGAAAUUCAAUGUGGACAUGAAUGGUUAUUACAUUGUACAUUAUGAGGGAAGUGGAUGGGACAAUAUAAUUAAACUACUGAAUGAGAAUCACACCCUCUUCAACUACAAAGACAGAGCAAAUCUGAUCCACGAUGCUUUUCAGUUGGUCAGUGCAGGGAGAUUGUCACUGAACAGAGCCCUGGAUCUAACACGGUAUCUGCAGCACGAGACAAGUAACAUCGCACUGCUGGAAGGCCUGGGCUGCCUGGAAGUGAUCUAUCGCAUGAUGGAGAGGAGAAAUAUUUCUGAUCUCACAGAAAGUCUAAAGCGGUACAUUUUGCAGUAUUUUAAACCAGUGAUUGACAAGCAGACCUGGAGUGAUGAGGGCUCUGUUUCUGAAAGAAUGCUUCGUUCCAGUCUUCUAGAGCUCGCAUGUGACCUGCAGUAUCUUCCUUGUGUCCAGAAGGCAACUGAACUUUUUAACAAGUGCAUGGAAAGUGGUGCAAAGAUAAGUGACAUUCCCUCUGAUAUCCUUGGAACUGUGUACUCUGUAGGAGCCAAAACAGCAGCUGGCUGGAAUUUUCUUUUGGAUAGAUAUAAAGUGUCUGUAUCUGGUGCUGAGCAGAGAAAGAUCUACUCAGCUCUGGCAAGCAGUAAAGAUGUUAGUAAGUUGACAAGGCUGCUUGAACUUGGGAUGGAAGGAGAUAUAAUCAAGAUUCAAGACUUGCCUUCAGUUAUUUAUUCAGUCAGCACAAAUCCGUCUGGACAACUCCUUGCAUGGAACUUUGUAAAGAAAAAUUGGAACAGGCUACUAGACAAAUUUCCCUUGGGAUCCUUCUCAAUUAGAACCAUUAUAGUUGGAACAACAUCGUACUUUUCUUCAAAACAGGAACUGCAAGAGGUCAAGUUAUUUUUUCAGUCUGCAAAAGAGGAGAUAUCACAGCUGAGAGCAUCUCAGAUUGCACUGGAGAAUAUAGAAAAAAACAUAAGAUGGUUGGAAAGAAAUGUAGCUAUAUUAAGAAAGUGGAUAUUAGAGAAUCUAAAGUAAAGGUGCUUGAGUGAAAAACAGUGCUAUUUCUGAGUACGGAUUUCCCCUCUUCCUUUAAAGAAUACCAUAGCAUUUGCUACUGUAUUUUAUUCUUGCUAAGAUGUGGUAUUUGGUUAAUUAGAACUUUUCAAUUUACUGAUCAUCUUAGAACCUUGAGGGAAACCUGUUAACAGUGCUUCAUUUUAUUUUCUUGUAUGCUACUGCUUACAUCUUCAUGCCAAUUGGGAAAAAAAAGUGUGACUGCAGAUUCAGAAUUAUGUUUGUUUGUAUGUAUACAUGCUUGUGACUUCACAAAAGAAUUGAUACCGUAUUUGGCAAGGUCGAGGUAUGUUACAUGUAUAAUAUAGGAAUGAUGCUAAAUUACUGCUGAGCUUCACAGGCUUUGUUAUCUCAUCUGUUGUUUGUUAUCAGGGAUUUCUUCUGUUUCUUACUGAGCAACUUCCUACACCUUUUUGUCUUUAGUGAUCUGAGAAAGAUAGAACAACUUCUACCAAAGAUAAAAUGCUUUGAAAAGUGCAGAAUACAAACGAUUUCAUAUUUGAAAAGCCUUAAAUUAAAAUUGCCUCUAUAUGC